GGGUCCUGGGGCGGAGGUCCAUUCAGGGGAGCUCCCAGACUGUCCGAGCUCAGACCCUGGCUGGGCGGAGGGACGGCGGCGGCGGCGGGAGGCGGAGGUAGUGCGGGCGGAGGAGGCGGGGCGGAGAAAGCAGGCAGGGUGAGAUGUUCCCGCAGGGUCUGGGUCCUCCUCGGCUCGCUGGUCCUGGUCUUCCUCACCUCGCUCUUCUUCUCCGUGUCGCUCCGUGGGGGCGUCGGCUUCAACUACCUGGAGCCGCCUGGGUGGGAGGAGUCGAGGCGGGUGAAGCUCGUCCCGAGCUACGCCGGCGCACACAGGCUGUCGCCGUCUGACGCGUCACAGCAGAAGACCUGCUCCUGCCCACGCUGCGUCGGAGACCCCGGGGUUUCUGAUUGGUUCGAUGAGAACUACGACCCGGAUAUCUCCCCGGUUUGGACCAGAGACAACAUCCAGCUGCCCUCUGAUGUCUACUACUGGUGGGUGAUGUUACAGCCCCAGUUUAAACCCCACAGCAUCCAGCAGGUGUUGCUGAGGUUGUUCCAGGUGAUUCCCGGAAGGUCGCCGUACGGCUCGUGGGAUCCAGGGCGCUGCCUGCGCUGCGCCGUGGUCGGGAACUCUGGAAACCUCCGCGGGGCCGGAUACGGGGCGACCAUCGAUGAACACAACUACAUCAUGAGGAUAAACCUGGCCCCCACGGUGGGCUACGAAGAAGACGCCGGCAGCCACACCACGCACCACUUCAUGUACCCGGAGAGCGCCAAGAACCUGGCAACCAACGUCAGCUUCGUCCUGGUUCCUUUCAAAACACUGGAUCUAGUCUGGAUCACCAGUGCUCUUUCCACAGGCCAGAUUCGAUUUACCUAUGCUCCAGUGAAGCAGUUCCUCCGUGUAGAUAAAGACAAGGUCCAGAUCUUCAACCCAGCGUUCUUUAAAUACAUCCACGACCACUGGACCCGACACCACGGCCGCUACCCGUCCACCGGCAUGCUGGUGCUGUUCUUCGCCCUGCACGUCUGUGAUGAGGUGAAUGUGUUUGGUUUCGGGGCAGACAGCCGGGGGAACUGGCACCACUACUGGGAGCAGAACCGCUACUCCGGAGAGUUCAGGAAGACCGGAGUCCACGACGCCGACUACGAAGCCCAGAUCAUCCAACGGCUAGCCAAGGCCGGCAAGAUCACUGUAUUCCCUGGGAAAUAACCAGCAAACCACCCUGUGUAUCUAAUGUUCCAGUGCUGCUACGGCAACAGACACUAUAGAGGCUGCUUAGAACGUGUUAGAUAUUCUUGCUUUCACUCGCCUGCACCAGUUUGGGUUCCCAGUUUAAAGUCAAACCAAAUGCUUACAGAAGGAGAUCGGGAGCAGUCGUUAAAUGGUACCAAACAAUGUUAUUCCAUUCACUUUAGCUUAUGUUGGAGGUCUGAUAGAAACAGAGAACAUGAAGAUAGUUCUUCAGGAGCUGAGCCUUAAGAUUGACUGAUUAACUGGUAAAUCAAUGUUUUACCUCUAAUGGACCGUGCAAGACCACUGAUCUGUUUCAACCCGCAGCUUCCACUCAGGAGGGAUAAAGACGUGAUGGCCACAAAUACGGACUUUGACCUCUAGACUCUCCAUGGAUGAGGGUCUAAACCUCAUCCAUUAACAAAAAUAUAGUACGCUACGUACUGAAGCAGCACCGUCAGCAUCCAGAGACUAUUGUCCUGCAGCCAAGGCAUGUCUGACAGGAACAAAGUGUGCAUAAACUUACAGUUUUUCCCCUUCUUAGCUGGAGACACUGCACUGUUGGCCUGCAAAACAAGACAGACUCACACUGUGGAGCUAUCAGACGCUAUUGUGCUGUUGAGACUUCAUUUUCCAUCUCGGACAGAAUCCUGAACCAU
Messenger RNA from Centropristis striata (black sea bass), 1874 nucleotides. RefSeq names its product ST3 beta-galactoside alpha-2,3-sialyltransferase 2 (gene st3gal2). The transcript has 7 exons. The annotation marks the transcript as partial. Gene Ontology annotation, molecular function: beta-galactoside (CMP) alpha-2,3-sialyltransferase activity. The record is from RefSeq and is a predicted model, not a curated record. Lineage: Eukaryota; Metazoa; Chordata; Actinopteri; Perciformes; Serranidae.